CUGGGGUUCUCUUCUCCCUUGGACGAUUUUAGAAGUUUCAACACUUGGUCCCAGUCGAUUCUUCGCAGAAGUAACCUUGAGAUUGCUCCAAAUUCGAAACCCUAACAAUUGGAGAAACAAAUUUCUCAUCAAUGGCGAACAAAUUUCUGCUAUGGGUUCUGAUAUCAGCAACACUUUGGGCCUUAAUCUGGAGAUUCGUUUUGAUCGUCUUCAAUGGUCGGAGUAACAGAAAGAGGGCGGUGGGGUUCUUCCACCCCUACACCAACGACGGAGGUGGCGGAGAGAGAGUCCUCUGGUGUGCCGUCAAAGCGAUCCAAGAAUUGAGUCCCGAGCUUGACUGCAUCGUCUACACCGGCGAUCAUGAUGCUUCUUCUGAUAGUCUAUUGGGUCGAGCCCUUGAUCGGUUUGGGGUCAAAUUGCUUCACCCUCCCAAGGUUGUACAUCUAUACAAAAGGAAGUGGAUUGAAGAAGCCACUUAUCCUCGCUUCACUAUGAUUGGUCAAAGCUUUGGUUCAGUCUACCUUUCCUGGGAAGCUUUAUGCAAAUUUACUCCUUUAUACUAUUUUGAUACUAGUGGAUAUGCUUUUACAUAUCCAGUUGCUCGGAUGUUUGGGUGUAGAGUUGUAUGCUAUACCCAUUACCCAACAAUCAGUUUAGACAUGCUUUCUCGUGUUCAUGCACGGAAUUCCAUGUACAACAACGAGGCCUUGAUUGCAAAGAGGUGCUUGUUUUGUAAUUGUUCUAGCUUAUAGGAUAAGUUCUUUGCAUGCAGGCUUCUUUGAGUUGUUUUUUAAAGAAAGCUUUUCAUGUACUUGUUCUCUUCUCAUGUGGAGCUCACUAGAAAAUUACACUUGUGACAGCGCUUUACUAUCCCGGUGCAAAGUCAUUUACUAUACCGUUUUUAGCUGGAUGUAUGGGUUUGUAGGCUCAUGUGCACACCUUGCUAUGGUGAACUCUUCAUGGACAGAGUCUCAUAUUGGGAAGCUUUGGAAAAUUCCAGAUCGUACUAAGCGUGUCUAUCCUCCUUGUGAUACUUCAGGGCUUCAGGUACUUCCACUAGAAAGGUCAACAGACCCUCCAAAAAUAAUUUCUGUAGCUCAAUUUCGUCCAGAGAAGGCACAAAAUCGUCAACUUGAGGCAUUUUCAGUUGCCAUCAAGAAAUUGCAUGCUGAAUCGCCUAGACCUAAACUCCAAUUUGUGGGUAGUUGUCGGAAUGCAGAGGAUGAGAAAAGGUUGCAGAAUUUGAAAGAUCAAGCUGUUGAACUGAAGGUGGAAGAGGAUGUGGAGUUUUAUAAGAAUGUGACCUACAGAGAUUUGGUGAGACUUCUGGGGGGUGCAAUUGCAGGGAUACAUUCUAUGAUAGACGAACAUUUUGGCAUAUGCGUUGUAGAAUACAUGGCUGCAGGCGCCAUACCAAUUGCUAAUAAUUCUGCUGGCCCAAAGAUGGACAUUGUGUUGGCAGAAGAUGAACAGCAAACUGGAUUUCUUGCCCAAAAUGUGGAAGAAUAUGCUGAUGCCAUCGUAAAAGUUAUAACGAUGCCAGAAACCGAGAGACUUGAGAUGGCUGCGGCUGCAAGGAGACAGGCCGACAGGUUUUCGGAACAAAGAUUUUAUGAAGAUUUUAAAGCUUCUGUUCGACCAGUUCUUUGCCCUACUUCAAAGUGAUCAAAAACUCCAUUUACUGUUCACUUGUAAGUUAGACUAGAGCAUCACAAUCUUAAUUUUGAAAUAGAACAAAAAAAAUGUUAUCAAUUUGUAAUGGGUUAUUGUACACAAGCAAUGUGAUUUUGCCUGGUCAGUGUUUGGAUCUAAAUCUAGGAUGGGAUUAUGCGUGGAUUGGUGUUUAUUAGUUGGGA
Molecule: messenger RNA, 1856 nt
Organism: Ilex paraguariensis (yerba mate)
Lineage: Eukaryota; Viridiplantae; Streptophyta; Magnoliopsida; Aquifoliales; Aquifoliaceae
Source: the annotation of a GenBank genome assembly